Molecule: messenger RNA, 1103 nt
Organism: Exophiala viscosa
Lineage: Eukaryota; Fungi; Ascomycota; Eurotiomycetes; Chaetothyriales; Herpotrichiellaceae
Exons: 3
Coding region: 1-984 (327 amino acids)
Source: RefSeq, a predicted model, not a curated record
AUGGACCCUCCGCUGGAUCUUCACAUCACAAAGUGGCCCAACUCCAAUGAUGACUGCUGGGGCCUCAUCGAGAAGCUCUGGGCAGUUGCUUCUCCUUCGACCAUCCCAGACAAGCACAUUGACUUAUCGGCCUAUUCUACCUAUCAUAAAGAGCAAUGUCUCCAUGCUCUCAUUGACGGCUCUAUUCAUGUACUGGUCGAGAAACAUGGUAACAUAGUCGAGAUUGCCAAACGAAUUGCCGAAGACAGAUCGAGAGACGAUAUCAGGACGUUCCUGAGCUCAAAGCUGAAGGAUCCCAGGCCAGACAACGAGAUUCGCGCGAUUGAUAGUUCGAUCGACCUUACUGCAAGACUGAUCUCAAUGAUGGAGUUGGAGAGCUGCAAUAUGCUUUCUCAGGCCGCAAAGUUCAGCACACCUGUCGUUCUGGGCCAUGAUGUUAAAUUGGAGAAAAUGUUCAAUGGGCGCAACUUGGGCCGGAUUGCGGGUAUCGAAAUCGUAUGGACCGAUAAUCUGGCCGAUCACUUGCGCAUGUCCAAUGAAGAUAGAGAAGUGGCCAUCUUCCAUCAUGCAUCGUUCUUGAAACAUCAGCAAUGGUCGCUAUUUCCAGCCGGGCUCAUAGACGACACACUGCAAACCUUGGCGCUUCUAUUUCCAGAAGCAGACGAUGACACUACACGCUGGUUCAAUCGCCAGCCAACAACACUGAAUAUCGAUCGUCAUUUGAUCAAGUGCGGGAAGUUGAAGGGGAACGAGCGCCAGAUCGAAAGAUUCACAUUCUGGCAUGACCGUCUCGUGGUCUUGAAGCAGACGUUUGAUGAAUCACGUCCGACUACGCUGUCUCAAUGGUGGUGUGACAGGCGCAAUGGCGUGCAAUGGUAUACCUUCUGGGUUGCAAUACUUGUAUUGUUGUUGACGGUGUUCUUCGGCCUGAUCCAAUGCCUCGAGGGAGCUCUGCAGGUUUACAAAGCGUAUCAUCCGUCGUGAACGCUCCAUGUUUGCAAGGCGGGAUGAGAAGAGGUACCAUUGAAAUGUACGAGAGGCAUAAAAAGUUGAGGGUUUCGAGCAAUCAGGAAAGAAGGACGCAUGCUCCGGUAUUUGAACAC